Messenger RNA from Bolinopsis microptera, 1853 nucleotides. Its product is annotated as FK506-binding protein 59-like. NCBI's taxonomy places the organism in Eukaryota, Metazoa, Ctenophora, Tentaculata, Lobata, Bolinopsidae. The transcript has 5 exons. The record is from RefSeq and is a predicted model, not a curated record. Gene Ontology annotation, molecular function: peptidyl-prolyl cis-trans isomerase activity; protein binding. The coding region runs from base 48 to 1763 and encodes 571 amino acids.
AGAUACCUAUGUAGCAGUUACAAGAAGAAAAGAAGAAAAAAGAGGAGAUGAGUUGUACAGGGUACACUCCCCUAACUAAAACUGUUAUUCUCCCUGCUGUGGGGAAACCACCUCCAGUCAAUGGGACGGUUAAAAUCCACAUCAAGCAGAUGCUAACAGAUGGGAAAGUGCUGUCAGAUUCUCUCCUGAACCAUCCUAGUGGGCAUGAGAUAGACUUAACCAACACUCACGUAUUGUCCUCGCUGAUAGACGAGUUAAUGACGAUGGUGCCUGGUGAGAUAUCUCAGUACAGGUGUAGACAGGAGGACAUGGAAAGUGGUCUUUUCUCUGUUGACCUCCCUUCCGGUCAGGAUCUAGUUAUUGAGGUGGAAAUGUUGGACUGGUCAGGACAAGACAUCUCACCCGCUCAGAACAAGUCGCUAAGGAAGAGUAUAAUGGAGGAGGGGAACUCUAAGGGGAAACCUUGCUGGACUGGCAAAUGUUUAGUGUCAAUCGAGAGCGAGGGAAGUGCAGCGAAAGAGACCCUAUUCCGUUUAGGAGAUGGUGACUCUUACAACGUCCCCUACCCUGUGGAAUUGUGCACUCUGACCAUGACACGGAACGAAACGUGUUUACUCGAAACCCCCGACUCUAAUAUAACACUGAAACUGUUAUCAUUCGAGAAGGAGAAAGCUCUUUAUAAGAUGACAACUGAGGAAGUUAUGGGCAGUGUGCAGGAGCUGAAAGUUCGUGGAAACAACGCGUAUAAAGCUAAUAAGUUGAGACUGGCUAAGCUGUAUUACGAGCGGUGUAUGACGUAUAUUGAUAGUGUUGCUAAGAGUGAACAAGACGAUCAGUGCACCGAGAUAAUGGCAGCAUGUAAUCUCAACCUGGCACAAGUUUACCUGAAAAUGGAGGACUAUCCUAAAGCUGUGUCUUACUGCACCACUGUUCUUUGGACCCAGCCCAAGUGUGUUAAAGCGCUGUACCGGCGCGCUGUAGGGCAUAACGCGCUGUGCUCUCAUGACGAGGCUGUCAAAGAUCUGACCACAUUACUGGACCAAGAGCCUGGUAACAAGGAAGCAGGGAAGCUGCUUCAAAAGGUGCGGUCUCACAAAUUGAGCAAGGCACAGAAAGAGUCCUAUCUCAUGAUAUCAGUUUUCCAGAAGAUAGAGGAGGAGCACGAGAAAGAAGGCUUGAACGGACCUCCUCCAGUAUCAGUGUGGGAUGCGGCAGAGGAAACGUGCCCACCUGAGCUGGCUUCCAUGGACGCUUAUAACGAGUACAAGGGGGCACUGGAGGAGGAGGUGAAGAAACAAAAAGAAGAGGCUGCUGCCAGGCAGGCGGAAUACGAUCUUUUAAACCCACCUAAGAAGAAGAAGAAGAAGAGAAAGAAGAAGAAGAAGCCUGUCCCAGAAGAAGUAACAAUCGUAGAAACAGAAGAACUUCUAGUUGAUAAGGCAGUUGUGGAGCCGGUACCGGCUGAACCUGACGCGGGUAUGGAGUAUGAGGUUACCGCGGAGAAAACAUUCAUCAAUAAGAUUGAGGAUCCAGAACUAGCUAAUGUUGUGAACUCCAACCUCGUGGUAAACGGGGAUCAAGGGGCAAGUGCUGUAAACCUUAACGAUAAGGAAAGUAUCCUUGAAAGUGUUAAGAUUUUAACAAAAGAAGCUGUUACGUCUUAUGAAAACGGUGACGAAGAUGCCGUUACAAUUGACGGAGCUGUCGCUGAUCUGAAAGAUAUCACGCUCGAGGAGAAUGGAGUUGGUGAAGCUAGUGGCUAAAAUAUUUUAAUUUUUACCUUCCUUCAAUACAAUAACUUAAUAAUAAUAAUAUAUAAUUAUAAUAAUAAUAUAAGGACAACAAUUUUUACU